Verruconis gallopava is the source of this 1884-nucleotide messenger RNA. Its product is annotated as L-galactonate dehydratase. The transcript has 3 exons. NCBI's taxonomy places the organism in Eukaryota, Fungi, Ascomycota, Dothideomycetes, Venturiales, Sympoventuriaceae. Gene Ontology annotation, molecular function: magnesium ion binding; L-fuconate dehydratase activity. The coding region runs from base 216 to 1562 and encodes 448 amino acids. Gene Ontology annotation, biological process: carbohydrate catabolic process; amino acid catabolic process. The record is from RefSeq and is a predicted model, not a curated record.
UCAUAAGGUCGCGAUUCUUCCGUCAGGGCCAUUAUGUUCGGCAUGUAUAUAAGUAGACGAAAUUUUCUGUUUUUGGAGGUCAAAAUUGAAUUGCGCAUACCGGCAGCACCGAAGCACAAACAAGCUUGACUCUUUCCUGUCUUAUUAUCCUUGAACUGCAGUCGUUAUUGGGAGAGGGUGUUUGCAAUUGGAAUAGCUUGCGUUCCCCGCUCAAGAUGAUCACAAUUACAGGUUGUGAGACCCGAGAUGUCCGCUUUCCGACAUCCCUAGACAAGACAGGCUCCGAUGCAAUGAACGCAGCCGGAGACUACUCAGCUGCUUAUUGCGUGCUCUCAACAGACUCGGAAUAUACUGGCCAUGGGAUGACGUUCACAAUUGGCCGUGGCAAUGAGAUCGUUUGUGCUGCUAUAGCUCUUCUUGCGAACAGAAUCAAGGGUCGCACUUUGGAAAGUCUAGUUGAAAACUGGGGCAAGACAUGGCGCCAUCUAGUUAACGACAGCCAACUACGAUGGAUAGGGCCAGAAAAGGGCGUCAUUCACCUCGCUCUUGGAGCUGUUGUCAAUGCCCUAUGGGAUUUAUGGGGCAAAGUGUUGGGCAAACCCGUGUGGCGGAUUGUUGCCGACAUGUCACCAGAAGAAUACGUAAGAUGCAUAGAUUUUCGGUACAUUACCGAUGCAAUUACUCCAGAAGAAGCCGUGGAUUUGCUGAAGAAGUCUGAAUCCGGAAAGGCCGCCAGGAUCAAGGAGGCCGAGCAAAACCAAGCAGUACCCGCAUACACAACAUCCGCAGGUUGGAUCGGAUAUGACAAGGACAAGAUGAAAAGGUUGCUGCAAGAAACCAUGGACCAAGGGUUCAAACACUUCAAGCUCAAAGUUGGAACAAGUGUAUCCCAGGAUCGCGAAAGGCUAGAAAUCGCUCGUAGCGUUAUUGGCUAUGACAAAGGAAAUAUCCUUAUGGUUGAUGCAAAUCAGGUUUGGUCUGUGCCAGAAGCUAUUGAGUGGAUGAAACAACUUGCAGAAUUCAAGCCUUGGUUUAUUGAAGAACCAACAUCCCCUGAUGAUGUCCUUGGCCACAAAGCAAUUCGAGAAGCAUUGAAACCGUACAAUAUCGGUACUGCUACGGGUGAGAUGUGUCAGAAUCGAGUUGUUUUCAAGCAACUCAUCGUGAGUGGCGCAAUAGAUGUUUGUCAAAUUGAUGCUUGUCGAUUGGGCGGUGUCAAUGAAGUUCUGGCCGUGUUGUUGAUCGCAGCAAAGUACGGUAUUCCAAUUGUGCCUCACAGCGGAGGUGUGGGAUUGCCAGAGUAUACGAGUCACUUAAGCACGAUCGACUAUGUCGUAGUGUCUGGAAAGAAGAGCGUCCUGGAGUAUGUUGAUCAUUUGCAUGAACAUUUCAAGUACCCGUGUAAAGUCGAGAAUGGGCAUUUCGUAUCUCCUACUGCUGCGGGUUACAGCGUAGAGAUGAAACCAGAGAGUAUGAAACGAUUUGAAUACCCCGGUGAACAAGGAGUUAGCUGGUGGAAGAGCGAGGAGGCAAAGCCAAUCUUGGAAGGCGAGCAAAUAUAAACUCAACAAUUUAAGUCUAACGAUGGGUCAAAAGAGGAAAAGUCAAACCAGGGUUAACUGCUUUGAGUUGUCUUGAAGGGUGGAAUUGCUCUGCAAGACCGCAGAAUUCAUUUGGGAAAACCAAUAAACCACGAGUUGGAUCUGAGACGUCGGAAAUGAAGUCGUACUAACUACCCCCUUUUCAAAGACCAAUUCGCUUUCUUCGUUUCGUUCCGCGUGUACCGUCUUUUGCGAAAUAUAUCAACACUCUACUACUUUUCUUCCCAAUCCUUUACUUGAGCUCUCAAAUAACCGGGAUUUUAUCCUCAACGUAUCAUGCGUC